Messenger RNA from Brachypodium distachyon (stiff brome), 1544 nucleotides. RefSeq names its product protein G1-like3. The transcript has 3 exons. Gene Ontology annotation, biological process: mRNA transcription; response to light stimulus. Bases 629 to 1222 code for a protein of 197 amino acids. The record is from RefSeq and is a predicted model, not a curated record. NCBI's taxonomy places the organism in Eukaryota, Viridiplantae, Streptophyta, Magnoliopsida, Poales, Poaceae. Gene Ontology annotation, cellular component: nucleus.
AGUGGGAGAUAGAUGCCCCUCGCUUUCGUCCUCCUCCCCACCCCCCCACCUAUGGAAAAUAAAAGGAUUUCGCCUUUAGUCAUGUCACCUCUCACCUCGCGCUCAACAGUGUCGUGGAUCCCUCUCUUCUUUCUCGUCCCCCUUCCCCUUUCACCUAAAAGCCCUAGUAACAGUACUAGUACCACAGACCUCUGUACAUCGUCUCUUCCCCAUUUCUCUCUGUUCAAUCCCUCGCUCACUUCACAGAUCUCCCCCCUUUUUAGGCCAAACAAUCCAUCUACCGCCCCCUGCAAACCCUCCUAAAAAUAGUGGCUGCAGCAGCUUGCAUGCCAAUGCAAACCCCCUCAAUGCUAUUCUAGCACAUGAAAGAAGGUUUCUUGUUAGAGGAGCAACAAGGGCUGGCCAGCAGCAGGAGGAGCAGCUCAUGGUCAGAUUAAUGGACCUAUGAGAUCAGGAGAAGCAGCAGUAACUUCUAUUGAGCAAAGAUUCUCAAGCCAGCUUCGUCUUCACCAGCCACGGACGCUGUCGCUGCCGAUCCAGCUUCUCCACCACCCCCGCGCGCCGCGGCAAAAGAGAUCAGCCGCCUCCGCCGGCACAGAAGCUGGUGCCUGAUUGAUCAGUAUCACCGAUGGACCACCAUUCGCCCAACCCGGAGAGCCCCACCGCCCCAGGCAGCGGCGGAUCGGGCGGCGGGGCUUCGUCGUCGGCCGGUGGCAGCGGGGUCCAGCCGCAGACGCCGAGCCGGUACGAGGCCCAGAAGCGGCGCGACUGGAACACGUUCGGGCAGUACCUGCGGAACCACCGUCCGCCGCUGAGCCUGUCGCAGUGCAGCGGCGCGCACGUGCUGGAGUUCCUGCGGUACCUGGACCAGUUCGGCAAGACCAAGGUGCACACGGCGUCCUGCCCCUUCUUCGGCCACCCCAACCCGCCGGCGCCCUGCCCGUGCCCGCUGCGCCAGGCCUGGGGCUCCCUCGACGCGCUCGUGGGCCGCCUACGGGCCGCCUUCGAGGAGCACGGGGGCCGGCCCGAGUCCAACCCGUUCGCCGCCCGCGCCGUCCGCCUCUUCCUCCGCGAGGUCCGCGAGCACCAGGCCCGCGCGCGGGGGGUCAGCUACGAGAAGAAGAAGCGCAAGAAGCCCACGGCGGGGCCCGGCGGUGCUGAAGCCAGCGGCAGCGGCCCGCAGCCUCCGCCCCCGCCGCCGCCCGCCGGCGCCGCAUGCUGAGGACUAGUACGUGCUCGUUUGGAUGGUAUGCCGGAGGACUGAUAUGAUGAGGAUAUUUUAUGUAGGUCUUGAUCUCGAUCGAUCGAUUAAUUGCUUGUGCAUGCAUGCAUUGUUUUAGUACUAUAGUAUCAUUGAUCUGCGCGGCCGGCGAGCGGCUUCUGCAGGUAGAUGUCUUUUCAGACUACUCUUUCAUUGAUCGUGCAAUCAUCUGCGGGUACUAUUUGCUUUCUUGAUCCCAGCCGACCGGCCGCUUAAUUGAGUUUUGCUGGUGGAAGUAUGUGAAUUAAUGCCAUUUUUGGCGUCAUUGUUCACGCCUGCCGUA